AUGAGACUCUCUAUCCUCUCCGUCCUCUCUCUCGUUGGUGCCGGCAUGGUAUCUGCUCUUCCCCAGGAGUCUAACCUCUCCUUGAAGCGCUCCGAGUCUACCGAAAGCCAUAAGCCUGAUACCUCGGAAUGCGUCGGCACCCUCCUCUGCUGUGGAACUCUCACCACUCCUCUCGACCCCGUUGUCGACCCCCUUUUGUUAGCUCUUGGCAUUGAUGCUGCCAGCAUCGUUGGAUCAAUUGGUCUUCUCUGCCAUGGGUACGAGAAACACAGCUGUGACACCGAGCCCCAGUGCUGCACCGAGGCUAACAUCCUGGGCGGCACUCUUGCCCUCGGAUGUGCGGAUUUGAAGAAAUAG
This is a messenger RNA of Penicillium vulpinum, 357 nucleotides long. Its product is annotated as hydrophobin family protein. Gene Ontology annotation, molecular function: structural constituent of cell wall. The coding region runs from base 1 to 357 and encodes 118 amino acids. The record is from RefSeq and is a predicted model, not a curated record. NCBI's taxonomy places the organism in Eukaryota, Fungi, Ascomycota, Eurotiomycetes, Eurotiales, Aspergillaceae. Gene Ontology annotation, cellular component: fungal-type cell wall. The transcript is spliced from 3 exons.